Molecule: messenger RNA, 1875 nt
Organism: Talaromyces amestolkiae
Lineage: Eukaryota; Fungi; Ascomycota; Eurotiomycetes; Eurotiales; Trichocomaceae
Exons: 3
Coding region: 1-1875 (624 amino acids)
Biological process (GO): carbohydrate metabolic process
Cellular component (GO): vacuole
Molecular function (GO): beta-galactosidase activity
Source: RefSeq, a predicted model, not a curated record
AUGGUGCAAUCUCAUCGCAUUGUCAGCCUAGCUAUUAUGCCCACACUAUGUUUAGGAAUACCCUGGGCCAGCAAUGUCGGUAACUCCACGUUCGGUUACUCUAACACCUCUUUCUAUCUGCAUGGAAGGCCUUACCAGAUGAUAGGGGGUCAGAUUGAUCCACAGCGAGUACCGCGGGAGUAUUGGCGUGAUCGCUUAGAGCACGCUAAAGCUAUGGGGCUAAAUACCAUCUUCUCCUAUAUUUUCUGGAAUGAAUUGGAGCCAUCUCCUGGAGUCUGGGACUGGGAUGGGAUUCGUGGUAUGAACGAUAUCGCCGCUUGGUACCAGGCUGUACAAGAUGCUGGAUUGCAAGCGGUGCUCCGUCCGGGUGGUUACAUCUGCGGAGAACGUGACUGGGGAGGGAUGCCUGCGUGGUUGAGCCAAAUUCAAAAUUUGACUGUUCGAUCGAAUAACCCUCAGUUCCUUGAGCAUUCAGACUACUAUUUCGGUAAUUUAUCUCAGCAAAUAUUUAAAUACCAGGUCUCACAGGGUGGACCUAUUUUGCUAGCACAAGUUGAAAAUGAGUACGGCCAGUAUGGUAGCGACCACGCCUAUACAGCAGCACUUUCAGCUCUUAUUGCCAAGCAUUUCAAUCUGCUACAAUAUACGAACGAUGGCGGAUCUCAGACCCAGUUUCCCAACGGUCCCGUCCAUGGUGUCCUCGCUGAAAUCGACGGCGAUCCUUACCAGGGCUUUGCCACGAGGAAGAAUUCCAUCAGUGAUCCGACAGAAAUGGGGCCUAGCCUCGACGGUGAAUACUAUUUCGCAGGGGCAUCAUGGAUAUUGAACCAAGCCUCCAGUUUCUCCUUGUAUAUGUUUCACGGUGGAACAAACUUUGCUUUCAGUAAUGGUGGCCUCAAUUUUGGCCAACUCGAGGCUGUCACGACUAGCUACGAUUAUGGUGCCCCUUUAGACGAAAGUGGCCGCCCUCGCGAGUUAUACUGGGAACUAAGGUCUGCAAUCGCGAACUACACGGGCAAGACGCCAAAUAUUGUGCAAACCUUGCCAAUGUCUAAUAUAUCUGACGUGCCAUUGAGGCCGGUGGCCACUCUGCUAGAGGAAUCUUCGGGGACAAUCAAAUCUGAUAGUCCGAUCAACAUGGAGCAGCUUGGGCAAUCUUACGGUUACAUCUUGUACCGUUACCAGGCACCUUAUGGGGUGAACAUAUCUGGCCAACUACACCCCGGUGAUGGUCCUCGCGACCGUGUCCUCGUUUAUGUUAAUGGGAACAAGCGAGGUGUGAUUGACGCAACAUAUAACCCUCCACAGAACGUUACGAUACAAAUCGUAGGUGGAGAUGUUCUCGAGCUUUUAGUCGAGAACCAGGGCCGGGUGGACUAUUCGUCACCGCUAUUAGAUCAACGGAAGGGAAUAAUCGGCGAUGUGUACAUUGGAUCAAAUCUUGUCUCACCCUGGACCAUACAGUCAUAUUCCGUACCAACACCACCCCAGGGCUUGAUCGGUAAGGGUACUAAUCAUCUACCAAUGAUUACAGUCAGUGCCAACAGUACGCCAGUCUGGUACAAAGGCAAUUUCAAACUAGACGGCAGGGUUGCUGGAACUGCUGCAGCUGAUACGUUUCUUAGUAUCAGCGGUGGAAUCAAGGGUGUCCUGUAUGUCAAUGGAUACAACCUUGGGAAGUAUUGGACGGUAGGGCCAGCACAGAGUCAAUACAUACCUGGAGCAUGGCUGAGAGAGGACAAUGAAAUCAUCGUUCUGGAGUUAGAGCCUCAAGUAGACAAGGAGCUUGUGGCUUCUGGAUCCAGUGAAAGAGUGUGGUAUAACAAUCCGGAUCCAGAUUGUAUUAGUUGCAAGUCCGCGAAUCCAAAUCCUUAA